AUGCAGAUCAAGAACACCAUUGUCCUUUUGACGGCUCUCCUGGCCGGCAGCGCUACAGCGCGUCUACAUGGCCAUGAGCGUCGCAGCCACCACGAAAAACGUGAGGUUGCUGCUACUGCCACUGCCGAAAGCACUGCUACUACCACCAGCUCGGGCUUCGGAGGCGUCACCUCGCCCUCCGGUACUGGGGACACGUACUGUGGUAAUGUUGGUAUCCCCUACGGCUCCAACAUCAUUGAGAUCACCGAGGACGAGCUGGACUCGUACAACUGGACUGUCACUCUAGAUGGAUCUUUCAUCCUACAGGAAUACACGGCUUACUUCUGGAACAACUGCAAUGAAGAGGGCGAGCUCGCCGGCUUCUUCGAUACCACUUUCCCCUUGACCGUCACCAUUGGUGUCGGUGAAAAAUCUUAUGUCGCCAUUGAUGUCGAUUCCCAGGGUGCUUUUGUCACUUCUCCAACCUCGGUGGGCGUUCCUCGCAGCACUACUGAUGGCAUUAUCAUGGGUUUCUGGGGUGAAUUCAACAUUGAUACUACUAUCAACGACGGCUGGAGCGGCUUUGAUGUCUCUGCUCUGGUAGCCUUGGACAAUGGCAAAACCGACUACCCUGGUCUAGCGCUGACUGGUGACGGCCAGACUUCCUACAUCACCAAUAGUCUCGGAAGUGCCUACAAUGCUUACAGCGAAACCAGUGAGGCCAGCACCGGCGGUAUUGGCGGCAAUGUUGUGCCUGGCAAGCUUGCUCUUACCGCCUAUAUGGCCUAUAACGGUCAAAGCAUCUGA
Messenger RNA from Talaromyces atroroseus, 786 nucleotides. RefSeq lists its product as hypothetical. Lineage: Eukaryota; Fungi; Ascomycota; Eurotiomycetes; Eurotiales; Trichocomaceae. The transcript has a single exon. The record is from RefSeq and is a predicted model, not a curated record. Gene Ontology annotation, molecular function: IgE binding. Bases 1 to 786 code for a protein of 261 amino acids. Gene Ontology annotation, cellular component: extracellular region.